This is a messenger RNA of Alternaria postmessia, 894 nucleotides long. RefSeq lists its product as uncharacterized. The record is from RefSeq and is a predicted model, not a curated record. The transcript is spliced from 3 exons. Lineage: Eukaryota; Fungi; Ascomycota; Dothideomycetes; Pleosporales; Pleosporaceae. Bases 1 to 894 code for a protein of 297 amino acids.
AUGGCCACGCAUCACGUUCGUCACCCGUCCCAUCAAUCCAAAAAGUCGCAACCUGCGCACGCACGGCCUUCCAGGCCUCUGUCAAAGCGGACUCAUUCCCACGGAAGCAAAUCCGCUUCCAAAGUCGUUCAUUACAAGGAAGUCGAAUCCGACGAAGACGAGGACUCAAUGGCGGUUAGCUUUUUGAACUACUGCACUGUCUGCGAGAAGCAAAUUAUUGUUCCUAGUAACUCUGUGCUCUACUGCUCGGAAAGCUGCAAGAAGAAGGACACCGAGAAGAGCCUUACCUAUUCAUACGAUCAUUACUCACCGCCAACUACGCCGUUUGCCAACUUCACCUUCGACGACUUUGCCUUCCGCGACAUUGUACCUCAGCGCUCCCCCACUCAGCCUGAGUCAAAACGCUCGUCAUGUGCCUUCUCCGACAUCUCAUCAGACGACAACAGCGCCGACCGGUAUCAGCGCUUUGAUUCGGACGCGUCAAAAUACCUUCGCAAAUUCCAAUCACCUGCAUACUUCCCUGAUACCGUUCGACCCCGCUACAACCGUAACUCCACUUCGCAAAUCAGCUUUAGUGCCGCUCCUUCGCUCUCACAUACCCCGGCCUCGUCGGUGAGCUACUCGCUUCCAUACACACCCGCCACUACAAGGCCUCUCCCACCUAGGACAAAGCCGUCGCAUAGUGGAUCCUAUGGAGCCAAGUCGAUCGACCUGGUUACCCCAUUAACGGCUCCGUCGAGUCCAAAGUCAUACUCGCACAAGUCAGCGGCAUCCAUAUCAAAAACGUCUACUAGUACAAUCGAAGGCGAGAUUGUCUAUGCCAAGUCACCGGUCCCUGAGCCAUCGUUCGCCAGUGGAAGUCUUGGUCGAUUGCUUGCUUCAACACCUCGUUAA